AUGUUUGCUACACAUACAACCAUCAACACCCCAGUACAACCAUCAACACCCCAGUACAACCAUCCACACCCAAGUACAACCAUCAACACCCCAAUACAACCAUUCACACCCCAGUACAACCAUCAACACCCCAGUACAACCAUCCACACCCCAGUACAACCAUCAACACCCAGUACAACAAUCCACACCCCAGUACAACCAUCCACACCCCAGUACAACCAUCCACACCCAGUACAACAAUCCACACCCCAGUACAACCAUUCACACCCCAGUACAACCAUCCACACCCCUGUACAACCAUCAACACCCCAGUACAACCAUCAACACCCCAGUACAACCAUCCACACCCCAGUACAACCAUCAACACCCAGUACAACCAUCAACACCCCAGUACAACCAUCCACACCCCAGUACAACCAUCAACACCCCAGUACAUCCAUCAACACCCCAGUACAACCACCAACACCCCAGUACAACCAUCCACACCCCAGUACAACCAUCAACACCCCAGUACAACCAUUCCACAUCCAGUACAACCCUCCACACCCCAGUACAACCAUUCACACCCCAGUACAUCCAUUCACACCCCAGUACAACCAUCCACACCCCAGUACAUCCAUUCACACCCCAGUACAACCAUUCACACCCCAGUACAACCAUCCACACCCCAGUACAACCAUUCACACCCCAGUACAACCAUUCACACCCCAGUACAACCAUCUACACCCCAGUACAACCAUCCACACCCCAGUACAUCCAUUCACACCCCAGUACAACCAUCAACACCCUAGUACAACCAUCAACACCCCAGUACAACCAUUCACACCCCAGUACAACCAUCAACACCCCAGUACAACCAUCAACACCCCAGUACAACCAUUCACACCCCAGUACAACCAUUCACACCCCAGUACAACCGUCCACAACUCCCAAUACAUCCAUAUACCACCCCAACACUUCUCCCCUGAAUUAAUCCCAAUCUUUUUUUUAAUGUUUGCAAUAUCAAUUUAG
This is a messenger RNA of Pecten maximus, 1011 nucleotides long. RefSeq names its product extensin-like. The record is from RefSeq and is a predicted model, not a curated record. Bases 1 to 1011 code for a protein of 336 amino acids. The transcript has a single exon. NCBI's taxonomy places the organism in Eukaryota, Metazoa, Mollusca, Bivalvia, Pectinida, Pectinidae.